Oppiella nova is the source of this 295-nucleotide messenger RNA. Lineage: Eukaryota; Metazoa; Arthropoda; Arachnida; Sarcoptiformes; Oppiidae. The record is from the annotation of a GenBank genome assembly.
UGUUGCAAUUAUUGCAGAGAUUGUCAACAAAUUGAGGCAAAAUUGAAUGCAAUUGAAGUGAAGUGGGACUCAAAUGUCUGUUUAUAUGAGAAUCACUUCAUAUGUAUUGCUGUUGUGUUUGAGUCUCAGAUUCAGACAAUAUCUUCACCACAAACUCACCACAAAUGCCAUCAAACCAUCCAUAAGACAAUCACUCAAACGGAGGACUCUCUUCUUCCCCGAAACACAUUUUCAGCCCAAAGACUGUCUCGAAAGCAAUGGUUUAGAUGUGAUAAUAGCCGAUAACCCGACCUCU